Messenger RNA from Symbiodinium sp. CCMP2456, 369 nucleotides. The record is from the annotation of a GenBank genome assembly. NCBI's taxonomy places the organism in Eukaryota, Dinophyceae, Suessiales, Symbiodiniaceae.
AUGCCAUACGUGCAUUACGACGUUGCAAAAGCACCUGGAGAUGAAGAGGGAGAUGACGUUGUGGAUGCCUGCAAGCUUCAGGCGCUUUUGUGUGACAAUGGUGCUCUCUUUGAGGUCUGCCAACAUGCAGUUCGGAUUGCUACCGAGCCUAUAGCUUGGGACCGGCGUGGUGUCGCCAAGCAGAUCCGACCGACUUUGAGGAACCACGUAUGCCGGCACUGCGGAAUUGACUCCGUGGACAGGGAAGAGGCCGAUGAGCUUUGGGAUGGUCCAAUGGAUGUGGGUGUCUUCUAUCAGUUUGCGCGCGAGUACUUCAGUUCGUUGUGCCGCGUCCUCACGAUGGAUGUUUCACUCUUGCAGAACGAGUGA